GAACACGAAGCCUUUCCCGACUUGAUUUGUACGAUUGGAGGCGACGGACUACUCAUGCACGCUGCCAUGUUGUUUCAGGGCCCGAUUCCACCAAUACUGGCAGUCGCCGGCGGCAGCCUAGGGUUUCUCACCCCCUUUAGCAAAGAAGAAAUGGUGGACGCCAUUCGUGUUCGUAUUUGUUUAUCGAUCCGCAUGCGCUUGGAAUGCCGAAUUCUGAAUGGACAAGGCGCCGUCCGCGCCCGUUACAACGUCCUCAACGAAGUCGUUAUUGAUCGCGGUUCCAGUCCGUACUUGGCCGCCUUGGAAUGUUUCUGUGAUGAUGUUCACUUGACGACGGUCCAAGCCGACGGUAUAAUUUUUGCUACUCCAACGGGCUCGACAGCCUACAGCAUGGCCGCCGGUGGUUCCGUGGUCCACCCAGCCGUACCCGCUAUUUUAGUCACCCCAAUUUGUCCGCAUGUACUCUCCUUUCGAUCCAUGGUCUUUCCCGAUCACGUUGUGUUGCGGUGUUACGUUCCUGACGACGCCCGUGCCGAAGCAUCGGUGGCCUUUGAUGGCAAACACCGACAAGAAUUACACCGUGGCGAUUCGGUACAGAUCCAAAUGAGUGCGUACCCCGUUCCAACGAUCAACCGGAUGGAUCAUUCGUCGGAUUGGUUGGGGUCGUUAAAACAAAACUUUAAUUUCAAUACGCGACCUCGACAGCGACCGUUAUGA
Molecule: messenger RNA, 717 nt
Organism: Phaeodactylum tricornutum CCAP 1055/1
Lineage: Eukaryota; Bacillariophyta; Bacillariophyceae; Surirellales; Neidiaceae
Exons: 2
Biological process (GO): NADP+ biosynthetic process; NAD+ metabolic process
Molecular function (GO): NAD+ kinase activity
Source: RefSeq, a predicted model, not a curated record